Molecule: messenger RNA, 2513 nt
Organism: Uloborus diversus
Lineage: Eukaryota; Metazoa; Arthropoda; Arachnida; Araneae; Uloboridae
Product: GPN-loop GTPase 1-like
Exons: 3
Coding region: 145-1284 (379 amino acids)
Molecular function (GO): GTPase activity
Source: RefSeq, a predicted model, not a curated record
ACAUGUUGAUAAACACAAAACGAAACAUGCUGUAGCGAAAAAAAAUUAAUGCUCUUUGUUGAAGUAAUAUGUCCAAAUAAUUUGUUUUUUAAGCAAUUUAAGACGGAAGCUCUCUCCAGGUUAAAAUUUUUACGUUGAAUCAUUAUGGCUGAAUGUGCCGUAGGAGCAGAGGCUAUGCAAGGUUGUGAACCAUCUGCUGCAUUAAAACCAGGAGAUGCUGAAAUGAAUGUUGCAGUUUCAGAGGCAACCAAUUCCCUUGCAGAAGUAAAGAUAAAUCAAGACCAAAAGCCAAUCUGCCUGAUAGUUUUAGGCAUGGCCGGCUCUGGCAAGACAACAUUCGUGCAAAGGAUAACUUCACAUUUACAUGCUCGAAAAGAUCCACCCUAUGUUAUAAAUCUGGACCCGGCUUGUCACUCGGUUCCAUUUCCAGCGAACAUCGAUAUACGAGACACAGUGAAAUACAAAGAAAUCAUGAAACAAUAUAAAUUAGGUCCUAAUGGAGGAAUAAUGACUUCUCUUAAUUUAUUUGCUACUCGAUUUGAUCAAGUGUUGGGUCUUGUCGACAAAAGUAGUUCCAAGUGUAAUUAUGUCAUUCUUGAUACACCUGGUCAGAUUGAAGUUUUUACUUGGUCGGCUUCUGGCACGAUAAUGACCGAAUCUCUCUCGGCGUCUUAUCCCACCGUUGUUGUAUAUGUGAUGGACAUAGUUAAAAGUGCAAAGCCUGUUACUUUCAUGUCAAAUAUGUUAUAUGCAUGUAGCAUUUUAUACAAAACUAAACUGCCAUUUAUUGUGGUACUCAAUAAGACAGAUGUUAUGGAUUGCAAAUUUGCUGUUGAGUGGAUGACGGAUUUUGAAGCAUUUCAAGAAGCUCUGGAGGCGGACACUUCCUAUGCUUCUAAUUUGACUAGGUCAAUGAGCUUGGUUCUUGAUGAAUUUUACAGCAACUUGCGAGCUGUUGGCGUUUCUUCACUUAUGGGAUCGGGUAUGGAUGAGUUUUUCAAAGCUGUCCAAGAAGCUGGUAAGGAAUAUGAAACAGUGUACAAGCCGGAAUAUGACAGAUUGCUGAAACAAAGGAAAGAGCAAGAAAGGCGUAAGCAGGAGAAGGAGAUCAAGCGUUUAAAGAAAGACCGUGGCGAGGGAAGUGAAGUUUCGAUGGAAAAUCCCGAUCUAAAGCUGAAUGAUAUUGUUACUGAUCCUAUUUAUGUUUCACAAGAUGUAGAAGAAGAUGAUACUUCUGAUGAAGAUUGGACUACUGGAAAAUUAUGUUACAGAGAUGAUUCGUAAAGUGCUAAUUUUUAAAAAUUAUGUUUUUUUUUUCCAAAGAUUGAUUUUUGAAUGCUUGAAUAUAUGCAUUUUUUCCUCACGAAAAUUUUAAUUCAACUACCUUUUUCCCUCUCUCUUACCCCCCAAAAAUUAGAAAUAUUAUUCAUAAUAUUAUCACAGCAUUCUGCUGUAAACUAUUAGGGAAACCGGAAAGUAAUGUCAUUUUUUUUCAAAGAGUUACGUUUUGAAAUGUUUUUUUAUUUUUCGUCAGAGAUGCAAUUAUUCUCGUUAUCAACAACCUUUUGCCAUGCAGUGGCUCAAAUUUUCAACCCUGGAUAGUUAGAAAUUAAGUGGGUUUUGAGCAAAAUAUCUGAAGUUGUCAUUCUUGAUAUCAGACAAAUAUUCACGUUUUUUUUGCCACGCAAAGAUCGGAAUGAAACGAAAUCUGAGGGUGCAAUGUCAGGUGAGUGGUGGAUGAAGCAGUACACCACAGCGCAUUAAUCUUUUAAAAAUUUGCCUUGAGCAGCGUGGUCAUGUUUCAAAAUCAUUCCUUUCCUACUGAUAAUAGUGGAAAUGUUCUUACCACAAACUGUACCAUCUGAUUUCCUUUUAUUUCUGAUAACUAAAACACUUUCUACGAAACAAAAACUUGAAAAUUCGGCUUGUAUCCAAAAUUCCUUCCAAAACAGCUGAUAAUCAUUCCAUAUCAAGAAGAUUGUUGCAAAUCUGGAGCCAAAUAGUUAUAAAUUGAUUAUUUAAAAAACAGAAGGAAAAUUCUAAUUAAAAAAAUAUGCAUGUAGUAAAGAUAACAAUGAUAGUUGAUUUGUAAUUUCCUUUUCUGUGUUUGCCCAUGUUAUCUAAAAAAAAUUAGAUGUAUUUUUUUUUUCCAUAUUUAGCCACAAAUGUUGAGCACCACUAGUUUAUUAACACAAUACAUGAAAAGUCACGCUACUGUGGUUGCAUUUAAAUGCUAGUGAAAAUAAUGUAACAACCUAUACAUAUAUCAGCAUAAAUGAAAGUAAUCCUUUGUCACAGGAUCAUGUACUACGUACAGUUGAUUAAGCAUAUUUCACACUAUUUUGCUAUUUUCAUUAACAUUGGAAUGUGUUGCUAAUAUGUAAACAAGCAUUCUCUAGAAUGUUUGUGCAAAAAGUAUAAAUACUUAAUUUAUUUCAUCAAUUAUAAUUCUGUAAAAAAAAUUACAGUUGCUUUAUAAAACCUGUAAAAAAAUAUAUUUUUUAUAAAAUAAA